CCUACAGUUUUCAAAAAUGAGUGAAAAACCCAAAAUUUAACUGAGAUGUCACAUGACUCGCACGUGCUCGUUGUCUUCCGUUGGUUCAUCGCUUAUGUGGCACUCUUUAAAUGACGUGGGUCCACAACUAUUACACUCUCAUCGUCCUUCCGUACCUCCUCCCUCUGCACGUCUUUGCUCAUCCUCAUCAUUGGAGCUGGACCCAAUUUCCAAACGCCAGAGUGCUGCCGAUUGGUGUGUCGUUGAAUUGGCAAGAAACCAAGCAGUAACCCCGAUUAUUGCUGACUUAAGCAUCGGAGUGUCUACCCCGAGGAUCCACCUCGGGACUUUGAGGGUCAAUCUAGAGUGCAGAUACGGACUGAAGAAAGACUUCCGGUUUGGUGCAGUUACAUUCUGGCGCCGUCUGUGGGAAACUGAACUAAGGGCUCCUUUGUUGCUCUUAUCAUGGUUAAAACUAGGUCAGCCCGAGGUGGAAACUCGUCUCAACCUCUUGGACGAGGUUAGCAAUUCAGCCUCUACUGCUAACCAAGACGUAGUUGCAACUCAGCUCGCUGCCAUGCAACAACAGUUUGGUGUUUUUCAACUAGUGCUGGCUCAGUUAUUAGCCCGAAACAAUCCUGGUGAUCCACUCAUCAACCUACUUAAUCCUGCUCCACAGCCUCCAGCCCCACCACAAAAUCCUGACCCAGUUCAACAUGCUCCUACCGUUAGUGAAUCUCAAGGCCAAUCUCACAUCGCACCAGUUAUGCAACCCCCUCGUGAUGAUGUCACUCGACGUUUAGAUAGCUUAGAAAAGCUAGUAGUCGAACAGCAAGGUGUCCCACCUCCACACCCUGCUGCUGACUCCGUACCUCACCCUCUCAACACCAAUAUUAUACUGGAACCUUAUCCCACUGGCUUCAGAAUACCACAGCUUGAAACUUAUGAUGGCACGAAGGACCCCGAUGAUCAUCUACAUGCUUUCUACUCUUGCAUGCAGGCCCAGAACGCCUCUGAUGCGUUAAUGUGCAAAAUCUUUUCCUCUACCCUCCGAGGUAAUGCUCGAACCUGGUACUACAAUCUACCUCUGAGGUCAAUCAACUCUUACAUAGAACUGGCAUCUGCUUUUGCCACAAAGUUUUCCAGUAGAAGGUUGAUCAGGAAAACCACUUUUGAGCUGAUGCGGGUUAAGCAGAGGGACGGAGAGUCUUUGAAGAAUUUUAUGAGCAGAUUCAAUGAUGCUGUGCUGGAGGUUAACUCUUUCGACCAAGCUGUGGGAAUUACAGCUGUGAUCUCGGGUCUCGGCCAUGAAAGAUUCAGAGAUAGUCUGCUUAAACAUCCUGCCACCACCUUCAGUGAGGUAAAUGAUAGAUCAUUGAAAUUCAUAAUUGCUGAGGAAUAUGCCCUAUCGCAGAACAUCACCCCUGUUAAGAAUCAACACCCAGACUGGAGAGAUGAGUAUCCGAACAGGAAACGGAUGAAGACACCACAGAACCGAGGUUUGAUGUCGACUUCCACCCUGAGACUCGGAAGGCCGGACUUCGCACCUUCGCAACAACCUGCAGGUAAACCUCCAGGUAAUUGGACUCCUUUUAAUUUACCGAGGUCACAAAUCUUUAUGCAGAUUAAGAAUAAGAUGGACUUAAGAUGUCCGAGUCCAAUGAGAACUGCUGCUGCUACCAGAGACCAUACUAGGUACUGUGAUUUUCAUCAGGAUCACGGUCAUACAAUAGAGCAAUGUAAUAGUCUGAGGUCCGAACUGGAAAGUCUGGCACAGAAGGGAAUGUUGAAUGAGUACAUCCAGAGAGUGGAACAGCCAAGGUUUGUCAGAGAACAAGGGCCACAGCAUCAAGCAAUCCGCAAUCCCCCAAACAGACAAGGUGUGGGAUAUCAGCAAGCCCCACCCCCACUCCCACCACCAACUAGAGUCAUACACAUGAUUACGGGAGGUCUGGAAGCCGGUGGACUGAGCUCUAAGCAGCGAAAGCUGUAUGUCAGAGAGGUUAAGCACCAGAACCGAGCUCAGAAGCGAAAAUUUGACGAUGCUGAGUGGAAGAAUCAACCCAUCACUUUCACAUCUACUGAUCUCGAAACAGUUGUCACACCUCACAAUGAUCCUCUAGUCACUUCUGUCACGAUCAACAAUUGUGAAGUACAGCGUGUCCUUGUUGACACAGGGAGUGCACCAGACAUCAUGUACUUCCAUUGUUUUGAGAGUCUUGGGUUAGAUCCCGCUCUGUUACAACGUUAUGUGACCCCUUCCGUGAGGUUUUUAGUGGUCAAGAUGGCGUCCUCUUUCAACGCUGUUAUUGGCCGACCUACACUGACUGAGAUUCGAGCUGUGGUUUCCCAAUCUCAUCUAUGCAUGAAGUUCCCAACUCCUACGGGAAUAGCAACGCUGCGAGGCAACCAGGAGAUUCCUGAUGAUCAGCAAGUUAUGGGUGUAGAAAUCGUAGAUAACCGACCAGAAGAUGAAACCAAGGCUGCUCCAGUCGAAGAUGUGGAGGAAGUACAGAUUGAUGACAAAGAUUCGAGCCGAAAAACGCAAAUUGGGACUAAAUUGAACCAGGGGGAAAGAGCAGAGCUAAUAGCUUUUCUUCGGGCCAAUAAAGAUGUUUUUGCAUGGACUUCAGCAGAUAUGCCGGGGAUUCCCACUUCAGUUAUUAAAGAAGAAGUCGAGAAACUCCUACAAGCCGACUUUGUCAGAAGGGUAGAUUAUUGUGAGUGGGUCGCCAAUCCGGUGUUGGUGAAAAAAGCAAACAGUAAAUGGCGGAUGUGCAUUGAUUACACUAACCUCAAUGAUGCAUGUCCAAAGGACUGUUAUCCUAUGCCAAACAUUGAUAAGCUGGUUAAGGCAGCUUCGGGAAAUGAGAGAUUAAGUCUUUUGGAUGCAUACUCAGGAUACCACCAGGUCCCAAUGGCUCCUGAGGAUGAAGAAAAAACCUCGUUUUAUGCUGGUGAUGAGAUCUAUUGCUACGUAAUGAUGCCCUUCGGCUUGAAGAAUGCAGGUGCCACUUACCAAAAGAUGGUCACCAUCGUGUUCCGAGCUCAGAUAGGACGGAAUCUGGAAGUUUAUGUUGACGAUAUAGUGGUGAAGAGUUUGAAAGUCGACGAUCACUUAACUGAUCUUGAGGAGACAUUCAACAAUCUCAGACAGAAUAGAAUGAGGUUAAACCCAGCCAAAUGCAUCUUUGGUGUGGAAUCUGGAAAAUUCCUGGGUUUUAUGGUUUCCCGGAGAGGGAUUGAGGUCAACCCAGAGAAGAUUAGAGCAAUUGCCGAGAUGGAACCGCCAAAGUCAGUGAAGGACAUACAGAGGUUGAUUGGAAGGGUAGCAGCUCUUCAUCGGUUCAUAUCGAAGUCAGCAGAUAAGUGCCUACUGUUUUUCAAGAUUAUGCGGUCAGUUGCCCAGAAUGAUGAAUCAGAUGAAGCCAUUAGUUCGGUUCUGGUAAGAGAAGAAGCCAAGCAGCAGAAACCAGUAUAUUAUAUCAGCAGUGUGCUGCAUGGAGCCGAGCUGAGGUAUCCCAUAGCUGAGAAAGCAGCCUUAGCAGUUGUCACUUCGGCUAGAAAUACGAUCCAAGUAUACAGUGACUCCCAGCUGGUGGUGAACCAAAUUAACUCAAUCUGCGAAGUUGUUGAUCUUGUGAUGGUGAAAUAUGUAGCUCUGGUGGUCGAGCUGAAGUGCAAAUUCCAGAAAUUCUGUCUGAGCAAAAUCCCCCGAACUGAGAAUGAACAGGCAGAUUCACUCUCUAAAUUCGCCUCUGAUAGUUCUUCACAUUCCAGAUCAGUUUUUGUGGAGGUCAUAGAUGAACCAAGCUUCGUGAAGCCACGGGUGAUGGAGAUCAGCACCGACCCAAGCACACCGAGCUGGACUGACCCAAUCCUCUCCUUCUUACGAGAUGGGAUAGUACCUGAGGACAGGCAUGAGGCAAUGAAGUUAAGGAGGAAAGCAUCCCGGUAUACACUUGUUGAUGGGGUUCUCUAUGCACUCAGGGAGGUGCAUGAAGGUAUCUGCGGAAGUCACGUGGGUGCUCGAACCUUGGCUCAUAAAGUCCUUAGACAGGGUUAUUAUUGGCCUAACAUGUACAAGGAUGCCACUCACUUUGUUCAGAGAUGCUUGAAAUGCCAGUUCUUUGUGCACCUGACUCACCAACCUGCAGAAGAGCUCACUACUCUGGUAGCACCAUGGCCAUUUGCUCAGUGGGGAUUGGAUCUUUUGGGACCAUUCAUGAAAGGGGUUGGUGGUGUAACCCACUUGAUUGUUGGUGUAGAUUAUUUCACUAAGUGGGUUGAAGCUCGGUCGUUAUCCAGUCUUACUUCCAAAAAGGUUGAAGACUUUGUUUUAGAAGGCAGGGGCACGAACUCCACCACUUCGUCCCCCCUGGUUCCUAGCUCUGCCACCCUCCUCUUCUUCAUCUAGAGAGGUGCCGUCUCCUCACUAACAUCCUC
Molecule: messenger RNA, 4425 nt
Organism: Rubroshorea leprosula
Lineage: Eukaryota; Viridiplantae; Streptophyta; Magnoliopsida; Malvales; Dipterocarpaceae
Source: the annotation of a GenBank genome assembly